Setaria italica (foxtail millet) is the source of this 789-nucleotide messenger RNA. RefSeq names its product glutamate--tRNA ligase, cytoplasmic. Gene Ontology annotation, cellular component: cytoplasm; methionyl glutamyl tRNA synthetase complex; cytosol. The transcript has 2 exons. NCBI's taxonomy places the organism in Eukaryota, Viridiplantae, Streptophyta, Magnoliopsida, Poales, Poaceae. The record is from RefSeq and is a predicted model, not a curated record. Gene Ontology annotation, molecular function: ATP binding; glutamate-tRNA ligase activity. Bases 1 to 789 code for a protein of 262 amino acids. Gene Ontology annotation, biological process: glutamyl-tRNA aminoacylation; translation.
AUGCAGGAUCCUAACAAGUCGCUCAGGGAUCCUGUUUACUACCGCUGUAAUACUGAUCCUCACCAUCGUGUUAGUUCAAAGUACAGGGUCUAUCCAACAUAUGACUUUGCUUGCCCAUUUGUUGAUGCAUUCGAGGGAGUGACGCAUGCUCUUCGUUCCAGUGAAUACCAUGACCGGAAUGCACAAUAUUAUCGAAUUCUUCAAGAUAUGGAGUUGAGGAGAGUAGAAAUUUAUGAAUUCAGAAGAUUGAAUAUGGUUUACACUCCUCUCAGCAAGCGGAAGCUUCUUUGGUUUGUACAAAAUAAGAAGGUUGAGGAUGGGACCGAUCCACGUUUUCCCACUGUUCAAGGCAUUGUCCGUCGUGGCUUGAAGGUUGAGGCAUUGACACAAUUUAUACUCCAACAGGGUGCUUCAAAAAAUCUGAAUCUGAUGGAGUGGGAUAAACUGUGGACAAUCAACAAGAAGCUAAUCGAUCCAGCGUGCGCAAGGCAUACUGCUGUGCUGAAAGAUCAGCGCGUGAUAUUUACUCUUACCAAUGGUCCAGAGAAGCCAUUUGUUCGAAUUUUACCAAGGCAUAAGAAAUGUGAGGCUGCUGGAAAGAAGGCUACAACCUUUGCUAACAGAAUUUGGCUAGAUUAUGCUGAUGCAUCAGCCAUUAGCAAGGGUGAGGAAGUAACCCUAAUGGACUGGGGGAAUGCUAUCAUUAAAGAGAUCAAGAUGGAGAAUGGAGUGAUUACUGAACUAGUUGGAGAGCUACAUCUUGAGGGCUCUGUAAGACAACAAAAUUGA